AUGAGGGACGAUCCUAGACUGGAAGCAGAUACUGUUAUUAUGACCUCCUGCAUUCCCACGCUGAAGCCCCUUUGCCAUUUAUUUCAAAAAAGGAAAACGACCCCAGAGAAUCUGCGAGUUACUUCUUCGACCCUUUUCCGCCCGGUCGCCGAAGCCAUCAGAGUAGUUUCUCAGUGGGAAGCCACCAAUUUGAAACAACUGAACCGCUCUAAUAUCAAUCUAAAGAAUGCCUCGGACGAAGACGCAUGCCGUCCGAAUCCGGGGAUGAGCGGUCACUGA
Blastomyces gilchristii SLH14081 is the source of this 279-nucleotide messenger RNA. RefSeq lists its product as uncharacterized. The coding region runs from base 1 to 279 and encodes 92 amino acids. Lineage: Eukaryota; Fungi; Ascomycota; Eurotiomycetes; Onygenales; Ajellomycetaceae. The transcript has a single exon. The record is from RefSeq and is a predicted model, not a curated record.